Molecule: messenger RNA, 1437 nt
Organism: Sparassis crispa
Lineage: Eukaryota; Fungi; Basidiomycota; Agaricomycetes; Polyporales; Sparassidaceae
Exons: 10
Coding region: 1-1437 (478 amino acids)
Source: RefSeq, a predicted model, not a curated record
AUGUCGCGGCUCUACGCUGCUGGCCUUCAGGCAUACUCCUCGCCUCUCGCGGUACUACCUCGCAGAGACACCACGGAGCCAGAUCCGUCGUUGUACUAUUACGCCGAGCUCGCAGGAAAGACCUACAUCAACAAGGGUCUGGUCGCUUACGGAUUCAUCCCGUCGAAUGCUACGGACAUCGUGGGCGACACCAUCGGCGGUAUCGGAAGUGCGAUCGGGCUCAAGCCGUACACGUGGACCGCGAGCAACGGCACAUUCUCGGGGAUGCUAAUCGUCCAACCCGAUCGUGGGUACAACGUCCAGGGUCCGGUGAACUACCAAGGUCGGGUGCACGAAUACGCGUUCGUGCUUCAGCCGUACUACGGCACGGACAACCUUUCGUACGAUGGCGCGGCGGAGACUUUGCAGCUAACCUACCUCAGUACAACGCUACACUACGACCGCGGGGGCGUGAACACGACCGGGCUCGACACGCUCGCCGUGCGUGCAGCAUCGGCGAGGUACCCCCAGCUGGCCGACGCGGACCCGCAGAUGCCCGUCGCGACGGUACAGGACCCGCGGCUGUGCCUCGAUGCGGAGGGGCUCGUUGCGGAUGCGGAUGGCUCUGUGUGGACGAGCGACGAAUACGGCCAGGCGUUUCUCCCCUACACCUCGGACGGGAUGCUCAACUUCACGUCGGAGACAGAGCCCACGACUGGGCGCGUCGGGAACCAAGGCUUCGAGGGCCUAUCCCUCGACAUCUCUGCUCGCAGGCUCUACGCGCUCCUCCAGUCGCCGACGGUGCAGGACGGCGGGCUUCUCUCGAACCCAUCGCCAUACACGCGCCUACUCGCGUUCGACGUCUCGGACCCGAACGAACACCCACCCGUUGUCGGCGAGUGGGUUGUUCCCCUCCCACUCUCAAACUCGGGCAGCAACCUGUACGCCGCGAGCGAGGUGCACUUCGUCGCGCCAGGCGUAUUCCUCGUGCUAUCGCGCGAUGGGAAGGGCGAGGGCGGGUCGUCAGACAAGUCCAAGUACAAGCAGGCGGACCUAUUUGACAUAAGCAACGCGACGGACGUGAAUACACCAUUUUUCAACGCCCCUGGUGGCGCAGUCUCGCCUGGGGGCACGCUCAAUUCGACUAUCACACCUGCGACGUACGUCUCGUUCGUCGACUACCUGAAUGCGACGCAGCUGGCGCGGUUUGGGCUGCACAAUGGUAAACCGGACGACGACACACUAAUUGAUAGGAAAUGGGAGUCGCUCGCGCUCGCGCCCGUCGGAGAUCCAGCAUAUCCGGAUGACUACUUCCUCUUCACCGCCGCGGACAACGACUUCCAGACGGAGGAUGGGGUGUCGGUCGGGGUUUCGUACGACGCUGGGCUGAACGAGAAUACCCAGUUUAUGGUGUUUAGAUUGACACUGCCUGGUGCGGCACCACAGUUGGAUUGUUAG